Molecule: messenger RNA, 1095 nt
Organism: Asparagus officinalis (garden asparagus)
Lineage: Eukaryota; Viridiplantae; Streptophyta; Magnoliopsida; Asparagales; Asparagaceae
Product: EKC/KEOPS complex subunit bud32
Exons: 7
Coding region: 95-784 (229 amino acids)
Biological process (GO): protein phosphorylation
Cellular component (GO): cytosol; nucleus; EKC/KEOPS complex
Molecular function (GO): ATP binding; protein serine/threonine kinase activity
Source: RefSeq, a predicted model, not a curated record
UUCCUCUCUCUAACGCCUUUAGAUUUCAAAGCCCUUCGAAGGUCUCGGCUCUAGCAGUAAAGGAGACUAUUCUGUUCUUCAUCUACAUAGUUUGAUGGAGAUUGAUCAGGAUCAAAAGGAGCAAAAUGAGGGCUUUGGUGUGUUGGUCAAGCAAGGGGCAGAAGCUAGGGUGUUUGAAUCGACCUUUGUUGGGCGUAGAUCCAUUGUGAAAGAACGUUUUUCAAAGAAGUACAGGCAUCCAACCCUUGACGCAAAAUUAACUCUUAAGCGUCUGAAUGCGGAAGCUCGUUGUAUGGUGAAAGCAAGAAAACUUGGUGUACCAACUCCAGUGCUGUAUGCAGUUGACCCAUUGCUGCAUACUCUAACCUUUGAGUUUGUGGAUGGGCCGGCUGUGAAGGAAGUACUCCUGGACUACGGGGCAAAUGGUAUAAUCGAGGAGCGAAUGAAUGACAUUGCCAUCCAAAUAGGUGAUGCAGUUGGAAAAUUACAUGAUGGAGGUCUCGUGCAUGGUGACUUGACAACCUCAAAUAUGUUAAUCAGGAGAGAGACCAAUCAGCUGGUUUUAAUUGACUUUGGCCUGAGUUUUACGUCAACUCUUCCAGAGGAUAAAGCUGUAGAUUUGUAUGUGUUAGAAAGAGCCUUGUUGUCAAUGCACUCAUCAUGUGGCAAUGUGAUGGAUAGAAUACUCUCUGCAUAUCGGAAGUCUUCAAAACAGUGGUGCUCCACACUCAACAAGCUAGCUCAAGUGAGACAACGAGGUCGAAAGCGCACAAUGAUAGGAUGAGCGUUCUUCAACAAUUAUUAUGCGACAUGUGGAAUUCUUAAGCAUCCAGUCAGAAUACCACUAUAAUUUACCUUCGGUAUGUGUGCCAAUGAUAAUAUUAUACUAUUUCUGUUAUUCGGAGAAGACGUGAUUAUUUAAACGAUAUGUAGCAAAACUAUUGUAAUCUCCAAUGACAAUAUUCACGUGAAAGCUGUUGAAUCAGUGGGCUUCUACCUUCUGAAUACAAUUCUCUAUUGCUUGAUGCUUGAGCUCAUCCUCUUAUUAUCAUCAGUUCAGCCUUUACAGUAUUCAAUGAAAUUUUCCCCCAUAUA